AUGGCGACGCUUGUGAACAGAAACAAUAAGGCUCGGAGCAGUGAUAGCCUCACUGCCGAGACGUCGAUUCUCCACGAAGCUGGGGAUGGGAACGACACCGAGGUUGAUCUUGAUGGAGUGGACGUCAUGGAGACUCUUGUUUUGAACAAGGUGGACCGGUUCUUAUCGACAUUUGAAACAAAACUUUCCUCGAUGGAGAAAUACUUAGCACAGUCUGCAUCCGGUGUGGAAUCGACCGCCUCCAGUACAGCUGCUACGCUCAAAUCAUACACUCCAACCUACUCUAAAUUGGUUGACACGCUUUCUUCUGUGAAGGGGUUUCUCUACAAAAACCAGCAGCAGAACCUGCACCCUUUGAAGAAAAUUAUUGACGAUUACUACGACCAAGAGGAGGAAGAGCUGGAGGAGAAGAGAAACGAGGAAAAGCUUCCUGGCGAAGUGGUCGAACAAAAGCAUCAGACAAGACAGCGCUUAAUCCAGACCAUCCAGCUUCUCAACGCCCGUCUGGCCGAUUUCGAGCACCACCACAACUUGCCUCCCCUUGCAACCCACCCAAGCGAAAGAUUAAUCGCCUUGAAGGAGACUCUUUACAACUAUGACACUGCAAUGACGGUUUCCUCCCACAGACACUUAACCUUUUACGAGCUGCCAUUCCAGUGGAGAGAAAACAGAUACAUUAUCUAUGGAUACAGAUUUGCCAAAUCGCACGUUACAGCCAUGCUGAGUGCCUUUUCUUGGCAUAAUGAAACCGUCAACAUUUGGACGCACCUCCUGGGCACAUUUUACCUACUCUACCUUGCCUUUUACGAUUUCCCAAGCUCUGAACAUUAUUUUAAAUACACCACCUCUGCCAAUGACCAUGCCAUAGUUUACCUGUUUAUUGCCUCUGCUAUCACUUGCUUAAUGUUUUCUGUUAUAUGGCAUAGUUAUACCAACAUCGGCUUCUUAUCUUUGCGUUCCAAAUUCGCUUGCUUCGAUUACAGUGGUAUUACAGUCUUGAUCACCUCAUCGAUCAUCACGACUGAGCAUAUCUCACUGAAGGAUUAUCCAAACUUGAGAUUUGCUUUUGUUGCAUUUUCGUCCCUUGCAGGUUUGGUCGGCAUCGGCAUGGCAUGGCACCCAUAUUUUGACAGACCAGAAUCCAGGAUUAUCAGAAUUUUAUUCUUUGUCUCCUUGUCCUUCCUUGGUGUUGUUUCCUUCAUGUGCUCCUGUCUUGUCCAUAACUUCAAGUUCGCAUUAAACCUAUUCUCACCCUUGUACAUCUCCUUUGUCUGGUAUCUUUCAGGGGUGGUAUUUUAUGGUUCCUUUUUCCCUGAGUGCAUUAGAUCUGACGUUGAAAUUGAUGAUUUUCAAAUUUCAGACGACACAAUCAUGGAACUGGACAAACGAGGCACACUUUUGGAGUACCUUCGCAAAAAGCCAGCACAUACCUGCAAUCACGGUUUUACCUCUCUGUGGUGGGUUGAUUGGAUAGGUAACUCCCAUAACCUUUGGCAUUUGUUUGUUAUUGGUGGAAUUUUGGGGCAUUACAGUGCGUUGCUAGAGAUGUUCAAGCGUGCCACAGAAUUCGCAUAA
Molecule: messenger RNA, 1575 nt
Organism: Pichia membranifaciens NRRL Y-2026
Lineage: Eukaryota; Fungi; Ascomycota; Pichiomycetes; Pichiales; Pichiaceae
Exons: 1
Coding region: 1-1575 (524 amino acids)
Cellular component (GO): membrane
Molecular function (GO): signaling receptor activity
Source: RefSeq, a predicted model, not a curated record